Zymoseptoria tritici IPO323 is the source of this 1148-nucleotide messenger RNA. It is a transcript of the gene MgGlo1, whose product is annotated as monomeric glyoxalase I. Lineage: Eukaryota; Fungi; Ascomycota; Dothideomycetes; Mycosphaerellales; Mycosphaerellaceae. The record is from RefSeq and is a predicted model, not a curated record. The coding region runs from base 75 to 1043 and encodes 322 amino acids. The transcript has 4 exons. Gene Ontology annotation, molecular function: lactoylglutathione lyase activity; metal ion binding.
UUUCUGCCAUUCGACGGGUGAAUCUGACCAAACAAUUCCUCAAUCCCUCAAGAACAUACGCAACGACCGCAAAGAUGACCGAUACCUCCAAGUACAAGUUCAACCAUACCAUGCUGCGGGUGAAAGACCCCAAAGCCAGCAUCAAGUUCUACGAACACCUCGGCAUGUCCCAGGUCAACAAGUUCGAGUUCCCAGACAACAAGUUCGACCUGUACUUCCUCGCCUACAACUCCUCCAAAUCCGUCUCCAAAGACAACCACUGGACCGAUCGCGAGGGUAUCAUCGAACUGACCCACAACUACGGCACCGAGAACGACUCCAACUUCAAGGUCGCCAAUGGAAACAAGGAGCCCGGCAAGGGCUUCGGACAUGUCUGUGUCAGUGUCGACAACAUUCAAGCUGCCUGCCAGCGUCUGGAGGAUGCUGGGUACAAGUUCCAGAAGAAGCUGAAGGAUGGUCGCAUGCACUCUAUUGCUUUCGUCCUCGAUCCAGAUGAGUAUUGGGUCGAGAUCAUCGCCCAAAAUCCCGUCGACAAGACCGAAGACGUCAAGGAAACCGACACAUCCACCUACCGCAUGAACCACACCAUGAUCCGCGUCAAGGACAAGGAGGCCUCCCUCAAGUUUUACCAAGAAACAAUGGGCAUGACCUUUAUCCGCAAAUCGGAGAAUGAGUCCGCCGGUUUCAACCUCUACUUCCUCGCCUACGGUCCCGCUCCGUCCUCCGACAAAUCUGCCAACGGCACCAAUCCCGUCGCUGAUCGCGAGGGUCUGCUCGAAUUGACCUGGAACUACGGCACUGAGAAGGAGGAGGGCAAGGUCUACCACGACGGCAACUCGGAGCCACAGGGUUUCGGACACAUUUGCGUGUCGGUGGACGAUCUGGACAAGGCGUGUGCGCGGUUCGAGGAGAAGGGUGUCGAGUGGAAGAAGAGGUUGACGGAUGGCAGGAUGAAGAAUGUGGCGUUUGUGUUGGAUCCGGAUGGGUACUGGAUCGAGGUCAUUCAGAAUGAAAAGUACAAGGAGGCGCCGGGAAAGUAUUAAAUUUGAUGUGUGAUGAUGGGGAUGGAUGAGAUGUAGCUAUUGUCGCCCUUGUCUUCCUUUCGCAGUCCAGAAAGCAUGAAGACAUGCAAUUGCAUCGAUCCACCG